AUGCUAUUUGGUAAGAUGUUGUACCUGACUAUGAAAAGGCCAGACAUAGCCUUUUGUGUUCAGACAUUAAGUCAGUUCCUUCAGGAUCCUAAGAAGUCUUACAUAGAAGCAACACUUAGAGUUGUGAAGUAUGUUAAAAAUCAACCAGGUAAAGGUGUGCUGUUGUCUAGUAAUGCAGAUGACAUAAUAAGUGCCUAUAGUGAUGCAGACUGGGCAUCAUGCCCCCAGAAGAGAAGUUCUAUAACAGGCUACUUUGUGAAGGUUGGAGAAUCAUUAAUUUCCUGGAAAUCAAAGAAGCAAACUACUAUCUCCAAGAGUUCAGCAGAAACAGAGUUUAACAGUCUUGCUGCAGUCACAACAGAGUUGGUUUGGAUCCUAGGCUUGAUGAAAGAAGUUGGGAAUGAAGUAGUUCUACUAGUAGAUUUAUUCAGUGAUAGCAAAUCUGUUCUGCAAAUAGCAGCAAAUCCAAUAUACCAUGAGAGAACAACACAUAUUGACAUUGACUGCUUCUUUUUAGGGAAAAACUUGUGCAAGGAAUGA
Molecule: messenger RNA, 540 nt
Organism: Capsicum annuum
Lineage: Eukaryota; Viridiplantae; Streptophyta; Magnoliopsida; Solanales; Solanaceae
Product: secreted RxLR effector protein 161-like
Exons: 1
Coding region: 1-540 (179 amino acids)
Source: RefSeq, a predicted model, not a curated record